Vidua chalybeata is the source of this 5784-nucleotide messenger RNA. RefSeq names its product trafficking regulator of GLUT4 (SLC2A4) 1 (gene TRARG1). The coding region runs from base 43 to 573 and encodes 176 amino acids. The transcript is spliced from 3 exons. Gene Ontology annotation, cellular component: membrane. NCBI's taxonomy places the organism in Eukaryota, Metazoa, Chordata, Aves, Passeriformes, Viduidae. The record is from RefSeq and is a predicted model, not a curated record.
GCGGCGGCGGCGGGGCGCUGCCGGAGCCCGCUCCGCCGGGCCAUGGCCAGCACCGGCUCCGCGCCCGGGGGCGCGGGCCCGGGCUCGGGCACGGCGCUGCCCACCCGCUUCCAGGAGACAGAGAAGCUGCUGUCGGCCACGGAGGGCCGGGAGGAGAAGGGCCUCCGCGGCUCCAAAUCCUUCACGGCAGCCUUGCCCGGCGAGACGGAGCGCAACGGGCACGGGCUCGGCUACAAGUCGGUGUCGGUCGGGCACCUGGAGGCGCCGCCGCUGUCGCCGUCCCGGCUGAGCCUGGGCAGAGCCUCGUCCACGGCCACCAGCACGGCGGCCCCGGAGCAGGGCCGCCCUCGGGACUACCUGGUGCUCGCCAUCUUCUCGUGCUUCUGCCCCGUCUGGCCCAUCAACAUCGUGGCCCUCGUCUUCUCCAUCAUGUCGAGGAACAGUGGCCAGCAAGGGGACACGGACGGCGCCCGGCGGCUCGGACGCAUGGCCAGGCUGCUCAGCAUCGUCUCCAUCGUGCUGGGGACCAUCAUCAUCGUGCUCUACAUUUCACUCAGCGUCAGAGUUUCCUAGAAGACGUUUCAGCAUGCAAAUACCUUGAAGAGGAGGAAGACAACUUUCCUUUUGGGGUUUUUACUUUCAGCCUUGCAACAAAACAAAAAAUUGUCACAGUGUAGGUGGGCAGCCCUAGACAGUCUGCUCUGGAGCGCCGUCGGAAGGAACGCAUGCUUCGAUUCACCGCCUUUGGGAAUGAGCCUGUGCGAGGGAUGGGAUAAAAAUCACCCUGAGUAGCAAUGGGAGAGGCCACACGGAGAGGAGAAGGGGGAAAUCCACUACCUCAUUCCCCUCCAGCAGAACUCACGGAGUGGGGAGACAACUAAAGUGCAAGAGGAGGAGAGAGUCUCCAGAAGGAAGCUGGUUUUGGAAGGAAAAUACAAGGCGAGAACGGGACGUUUUGAGGAGUCCUCCUGAGAAUUCUGGCACAAGUCACGUGAUUUUUGGGGGGUUGUUGGUUUUUAAAUCGUCAAAUUCUCUGUCUCUACAAAAAAAACAAAACAAAACAAAACAAAACAAAGCUCAAACUGCCAUCAGGAGCUGAGAGCUGUUCCACGGAGGAGGAGGGAGAGCGGAGCUGCAGCAGGACCACGGCUCUGCUCCGAACGAAACGCAGCCGCCAAAGCUGGAGGAUGUGGUGGGUGCUUUUGUAUUUUUGAUGAAAAAAAAAAAGAAAAAAAAAAAAGAAAAAAAAAAAAGAGACAAUGACCAUUUGCAUGCCUUUGGGAAUGUUCUCCAUGUCUGUUCCUACAAGCUCUUUUACCACUUAGGGCAGAUCUCAGAGCUGGCAGAGGAGGAUGUUGCUGCAUGAGAACCCCAGACUCCUCCUCACCCCCAUCCCAUGGUGGGCUUUUUAAAGGAAGGCGAAAUCAGGCGUUCCCUGUGAACCCACGCAUUUCUCUGUGCACCCAAAGGGAGGUUGGCACCCCUGGCACUGAGACAAGAGCCUGGUUAAUGCCCAGCAGCAGCACCAAGGCACGGAGAGCCCCUUCCAGCCACUCACACCCCGACGCCACGGCACGUCCGUCACGCAGAGGCUUCAGCGUGAUCCAGCCCCCAGCACUGCCAGUGCUCAUCCCCCCGACCCUCUGAGGCUUCAGCUUAGGGCCUUCCAGGAGAUUUUCAGGGCCAUGAAGGAGUUUUAGACUCCUGCUCCUCUCCUUGCACCCCUCACGGAGCUCUUCUGCAGCUCUGAAAAUCUCCGGCGUCCCCGGAGCUGCCUAGGGUCAGUUCCUCGAGUCGUUGUAUUGUUUUUUAAUGUUUUGUAUUUAACACAACAAGAAAACAGACUCUGCUCCUCCCACUCUGUCUGUAGGUACCACAGGCCCUGCCAGGUCUUCCACAGCACACGGCUCCCUCGGCCCAUUCCCCACACGCUCCCUGGAGGCUCCAUCCAGCCCCAGCCCUUCUCCUCCCCGCUCUCCCCUCAUUGCUGUGGGGACUUCCUGGGGUUGGCCCUCUACCCACCCAGCCAGACUAUGCAAAGCUCCAUUGCCUGUUGUUUCAGCCAGGCUUUGUGACUUCUGGCCACGUCCCUUGGCUCCCUGAGUCUCUUUGAUCCAAACUUUGGGGACACACGACCAAGAGCUGCACUGCCCGACCUUUCUGUUGUCUCCAGCUGACAACCUGCGACCUAAAAGCAGGGACUGACUGAGAAAUGUUGUCCUGCAGAGCACUUCUGCUCCCUAACACCAAUCUCCUGAAAAACAUCCCAAAUUUCGAGCAAAUUCAAUGCUUCCCAGGGCUUGUCUACAUGGAGAAUCCACUAAAAGAAACCUCACAACACGGCAACUGCUUGGCACUGACUCCUUCCCUGGGCUCUGAGUGGGCACAUGGGUUAGCACAGGGUAGGGGUGAAGUGUAAAUCCACACUGUAGUUACUCUGUAGUAGCUAAUGUGCAAAGCUUGGGCAUCUCUGUGAAAAUUCUCCUGUCACCUUUUGGAUUGCUCCUCUUCCAAGUGUUUUUUUCCUCUAGAUGUUGUUUGAAUCCAGGGGGUGAGAAAGCCAAAUCCCCCAGACACGCUCUCAACAUUUUUCUCUCCUCUAAAAGGGAUGCCAGGGGCUCACAGCAAUAGCACAUCACCACAGCACUUUCUCGGGCUCCAUUCCCAUCCACCCCUUUGCCAGCACUCCAUCACAAACUGCUGGCAUCUAAAAUGGACCAAAUCUGCAGUUUUUCUUUUGCAAUUUAUCUUUUGUGAGUUCAGCAAACAGGGACUGCUGAGCAUCGCUGGGUGGGAGCUCCCUCCUCCAUCCUCUGUCCAGGAGCUGCAUCUUUUCCUCCUGAGCCCUUCAGAAACCCUCCCUUGGAUGUUCAAACUUUCAUCUUAGGGCUAUUGAAAUCCCAUCAAAUCCCCAAAAUGCUUCUUUCUUUAACUCUUGGACUCAAGUGCUGCUUGCUGGGGGAUUUUUUUGGAGCUAAAUAAGGGCAGUGCUGCCUGUCCCUGCAUCUCCUGCCCUUUGCCCUUGGAGCUGCUGGAAUUCAGCUGAUGGAAGAGCCCAGGAAGCUCCUCCUUGAGCAGGAAGGGCCCUUUUUCAGGGAAAAGUGCUGGAGGGAGUUAUAGGACUUGAGAGCACUGAACGUUUAUUAAGUAAGGAUUUAAAUGCUCUUUUAUCAUUAUAUAAAGCCUUUCAUCUAAAGUGCUUCUCUGCAUCCAAAGGAUUAAACCCUGCCACCCCCCACGAGGUGGGUUCACAUUACUGCUCUAAUUGCAGGGAUGGCAAAUGCUCAGGCACUGAGCAGCUCCCAAACCAACCCCCUUUUCCUCCUCCUCCUUAACAGAACCAGGUAUGAGCACAGAUUUCCUUGGAAUAUGUUUGGUGGGGCUUUUUUUUUGUUUGUUUGGUUGGUUUUUUUUUUCUUUUUUCAGUGGGAUCUAGACAAACUGGGCCCCACUGUGGCUCCAAAUGGGAUUCCUGCAGCCAGAGGGAGGAAGGGGCUUUGUGAGGCAGCUGCAGUGCUCCUUGCCAGGAGAGGUCCCAGGCCAGGCCAGCACAGAGCACAGGAGGUACCAGGAUUCCCCUGGAUGCAGGAGAAGGCAGAAGGUUUCCCCAAAAACCCCAGGGUGAUGAUUUGUUUGUGCCUCCUGUCUCACUGGACAGCUCGGGUGAUGCUUCUCACCUCACUAUUAAAUAUAACAAAAGAAGAACUAAGACACUUGAAUCCCUUUCAUUCUAAAAUCUUCCUGAAGAGAUACAAUUGUACUGCACCCUUGAACUCAGCUUUUUUUUUUUUUUUUUUUUUUUUUUCUUAUCCUGCAUUUAUAUCCAGAGGAAACCCUCUGAAGUUAUCCCUGACAAAAUAUUUACUCUGCUUGUAACCUGCCCCUCCAAUGCUGGAGGAAUAAACUCCCCAGGGACACCCACAAAGUCCCUCUCCCUGCUCCCCCAUCAACUUCUCCCCACAUUUUGCAGCCUGUUUUGCAAAGCUUUUGCCACUUUGCUCUCGCCAUCCCCCACGGUUUUAUCCCAGCUCAGCUCCCUCUUUGGCUCUUUUUGGGUGGAAUUUGCUCCUCUUUGUGAAGGAGGAGGCUGCAGAGCCCCCAGCCCGUGGCACACACUCACCUGAGCAGGGUUUCAGUGAGGUUGGUGAUGGCAGAACUUCACCCUGAGGCCACCAGGGAACUCUCCUUAACUCAGCUUUUAGCACACAGGAGGGCAACCACAAUUGCUGUGCCAUGAGCCCUUUCCUCUCCAGCCCCUCCAAGCAGCCCUGUUCCUUAUCCCCAGCUCUUUGCCACCUGCUGCAGCCUCCUCUGAGCACACACAUCAGAAUUCUUCGUGCUUGCAACUAAAACAGGCACGAAAUCCUCAGGCUCUGGCCAACUUUUCCCCCCUGGUGAAGGAAAGGUGAGAGCACGGUGACAAUCCAGCCCUACCUGCCAGGGGAGCUGAGCUGGUGGGAGGAGAGCUCUGAAGGGAUGGAGAAGGUGGGAAAUGCCUCUAAAUGUGAGCUGGAGUGGGAGUUACAAUCGACAAGUCCUGGUGGGAUGGAAAUCCAGGGGAAGGAGCCUCCCAGCAGAGCAUGGGGCUGCUGGCACCUCCCUGGCACUGCUGUCCCUGGGCUUCUUUGCCAGGAUCUGGGGCAGAGCUGGGCUCUGUGGGGUGGCACAGAAGGGCUGCUGGCUGCUGGAUUGAAGCUUUAAGCUGAACCAGCAACAAACCUGGCUUGGUUUUGUAGCAGCCCCUCGUGGGAUGCAGUGAGCCAGGGUCAGGAAAGGUCUGGCCCGAGUCAGAGGGGUCACAGCAGCACCCUGCAGGCACCAAAGGGAUCUGAGCACCACCAGGGGAAAGAAAGCCACCAAAGGACUUCAAAGUUUGCUCUGUUAAGGAUGGGUUUGCUUUUUCUGGCCGGUGUUUCACCCUGUUCUAGUUUCCUCCUCUGUCCCUGCUCUUUGCUGGUUUUUGCUGUCCCACAGCUCUUCCUCCCUCCCUCUGCCCCUCCUUUCACCCGGACAGGGCUCGCUGCAAUGGGAUCUCACCUCUGGGCUCUGCUGGAGGGGGGCAGGGAGGGCAGGGAGCUCUGACCCGGCUCCAGAUUUCUCCAUGUAGACAAGGGGAGCAGAUCCUGCCUUUUCUAGAAAACGGAAUCUCCAUUUCUGCCCAUUCUGAGCCCAGGCAGAGGCUGCAGAAAGGCACCCGCUGGGCUGGCCCCACCCUUGCCCUGUCUCUUUGUUACUCGUCACAGAACCACGGCCAGGGUUGCCCUUUAAGCUGAAAUUAUUCAGAUUUAAGCUCGUUUUCCUUUCAGUAUACAGCCUUUAAUUUUGGCAAAAACCAGUUAGGUUUGGACUGAAAAACUCCCCUGCUUGGGCACAAGCCAAGGGGGCGUGGGGGGAAAGCAGCCUUUUCAAAGUGGGAAUAUUUGUAAAGCAUUUGCUGACACCAGUAGGUAGCAAAAUUCCAACCUAUAAAUACCCAUCCAGGAUAAGAAACAUCAGAAAGGGAACGUGUGCAGGAUUCACCAAGGCAGCCCUGAUACCACCUGGGAGCCCUUAGAAGGUGCCAGGACUUGAUCCUUGGCAUGGAAGUGCAGGGUCCAUCCCCCACUGGGAGAGCCACAGCUCACACACAGCAUGAACACACCAGGAAUUGCAGCUGGGUGCUUCUCUUUGCUGACAAAUGUUUCUUUUUCUGCAGGUUGGUAUGGUAUAUCUUAUAUACUUUCUUUGUAUUUCUUGGCAUGAGAAAAAAAAAAUUAAAAUGUAACAUGCAUGGUCAAAGCUGAA